This is a messenger RNA of Talaromyces proteolyticus, 963 nucleotides long. RefSeq lists its product as uncharacterized. The transcript has 2 exons. The record is from RefSeq and is a predicted model, not a curated record. Bases 1 to 963 code for a protein of 320 amino acids. Gene Ontology annotation, cellular component: mannan polymerase complex. Lineage: Eukaryota; Fungi; Ascomycota; Eurotiomycetes; Eurotiales; Trichocomaceae. Gene Ontology annotation, biological process: protein N-linked glycosylation. Gene Ontology annotation, molecular function: alpha-1,6-mannosyltransferase activity.
AUGUCAUUCUUCGCCGUCUCCCAGACACGCUACAUCGCCGUCGUUGGCACUGCUGUUCUCCUCCUCCUCGGUCUCUCCCUCACACUCACAUCGCGAAGCCUAAAUUAUGGCUAUUCGGCACCAGGCAUCCAAUCCGCGAUCAAAGCAAACAACUCUAUCCCCGGGUCGACCUUUCCGCAGAAAAUAUGGCAAACAGGACCACCAGCCGAACGGCUAGAUCCGAACCUAGUCGCAUUGAUGCACACAUGGGAAAAGCUCAACCCGGAGCACGAAUACACCUUCCUCGACGAUGAUGCCGCUCUAGCCUAUGUUUCCGAUCGAUUUUCGGAAUAUCACCCGGAGCUCGUCGCCCUGUACAACGACCUCGACGACGUGAUUCUCCGCGCCGAUCUGCUGCGGCUGUUGUGCAUGUGGGCUGAUGGCGGCGUAUACAGCGACAUCGAUACCGAAUGUCUUGUCCCUAUCGACCGUUGGCUACCAUCGCCGUAUGUUGAGACGGCAUCCCUUGUCAUCGGCAUUGUCGCCGAUCUGCCUGAGAACCCCGUUGAGAAUCGGCGAUCUGAAAUUGUGCAGUGGACUUUCCUGUCCAAACCGGCGGCAAAAUACACAGUAAAGUUAGUUGAGGAGGUAGUGUCCAAUCUGCGAAAGUAUGCAGAAGAGAAGAAUGCGAGCAUUGGUGAAAUCGGAAAAAUUAUGAGCGUUGGAGAUGUAAUGCGAAUCACAGGCCCGAUUGGCGUCACAUGGGCCCUCUAUGACGCCCUACGAUAUCAUCUACGCGCUCCCUUUGAGUGGUACAAUGUGACCGGUCUCAGAGAACCAAAGCUGGUGGACGACGUGCUCUUCUUGCCGAUCAAUGCUUUUGGAAGUAACCAGCAACACAGCCACUCGGGCGAGGUAGGCUAUGGUCCUAUCUUCCUCAAACAUCACUUUUCAGGCAGCUGGCACAACAACAAAAAUGGAUAG